AGAUUGCUUUUUCCACUUAUUACAUUCAAUAUGAAACUCUUUGAAGCCACACAUACCUAUUUUUAUAAAUGGUCUCAAGUUUCAGCAGCCAACUGGCGAAAAUAUCCAAAUGAUAAUUGCCCACAUGUUGUCGCCAUAGAUGUUUUGGACCGCCACGUUGAUCCAGAAACUGGCGUACUUCGAACUGAGCGAUUAAUAACGUGCCAUCAAAAUAUACCGGGCAUGUUAAACAGGUUGUGUGGUGGCUGUACUGUAACUUAUGCUAGAGAAGUAAGCGAAAUCGACCCUCAAAAUAAGGUGUUGAAGAUGACCAGCUGCAAUUUAUCAAUGAAUCAUUUGAUUAAUGUCACUGAAACUGUAACUUAUACCGUGGACCCAACGAAUCCAUCUAGGACAUUAUUUAAACAAGAGGCAAGGAUCAAAUGUGGUGAAUCAAUCUCUAAAUUCGCCGGAUAUAUUGAAAAUUUCUUCAUUCAACGAUUCAGGGACAAUUCAGUACAGGGUCGACAAGGGUUUGAAAACGUAUUGGACCGACUGAUGGGAUAA
Messenger RNA from Funneliformis mosseae, 546 nucleotides. Lineage: Eukaryota; Fungi; Glomeromycota; Glomeromycetes; Glomerales; Glomeraceae. The record is from the annotation of a GenBank genome assembly.